Messenger RNA from Callithrix jacchus (white-tufted-ear marmoset), 8440 nucleotides. The record is from RefSeq and is a predicted model, not a curated record. Lineage: Eukaryota; Metazoa; Chordata; Mammalia; Primates; Cebidae.
GAGACUGGUUUCCUUUGACCCUCCCCGCGAUUUCCGGUAACGUUCCGCUUCCUCCGGAAGUCGGAAGGAGCCGCUCUGUCCGUCCCGCUCGAUGGUGGCGCGGUUGCAUAGCUGGUAGUUAAGGGCCUUUCAGCCGCGGGGCCGGCGCACGUUUAUUUAGAAACCUGUUAGGAGGUUAUGGAUGAUAAACCCAAUUCUGAAGACCUAAAUGAGAAUUCAGAGCAUCUUUUCUCCUUUGGAGUUAUCGCAGAUAUUCAAUAUGCUGACUUGGAAGAUGGCUUUAAUUUCCAAGGAACCAGGCGGCGAUACUACAGACAUAGUCUUCUUCACUUACAGGGUGCCAUUGAAGACUGGAAUAAUGAAAGCAGCACACCCUGUUGUGUCCUUCAGCUUGGAGAUAUAAUCGAUGGAUAUAAUGCACAGUAUAAUGCUUCAGAAAAGUCCUUAGAAGUUGUUAUGGACACAUUCAAGAAGCUUAAAGUUCCAGUUCAUCAUACAUGGGGAAACCAUGAGUUCUAUAACUUCAGGAGAGAAUAUUUAACACACUCUAAACUUAACACAAAGUUUCUAGAAGACCAGAUUGAACAUCAUCCCAAGACCAUGCCUUCAGAGGAUUACUAUGCUUAUCAUUUUGUACCAUUCCCUAAAUUCCGGUUCAUUUUACUUGAUGCAUAUGACUUGAGUGUCUUGGGCAUGGAUCAGUCUUCUCCAAAAUACCAGCAGUGUAUGAAGAUACUGAAGGAGCACAAUCCAAAUAUGGAACUGAAUAGUCCUCAAGGACUUUCUGAGCCCCAGUUUGUCCAGUUUAAUGGAGGAUUCAGCCAAGAACAGCUAAACUGGUUGAAUGAAGUGCUUACAUUCUCUGAUACAAACCAAGAAAAGGUGGUGAUUGUGAGCCAUCUUCCCAUUUACCCUGAUGCCUCUGACAGUGUGUGUCUGGCCUGGAACUACAGAGAUGCCUUGGCAGUCAUUUGGUCUCACAAGUGUGUGGUGUGUUUCUUUGCUGGUCACACCCAUGAUGGUGGCUACUCUGAGGAUCCUUUUGGUGUAUACCACGUCAACCUAGAAGGAGUUAUUGAAACAGCUCCAGACAGCCAAGCUUUUGCCACAGUUCACGUCUAUCCUGACAAAAUGCUGUUGAAAGGGAGAGGCAGAGUUCCAGACAGAAUUAUGAAUUACAAGAAAGAGGCUGGGAGUGGUGGUUCACGCCUGUAAUCUCAGCACUUUGGGAGGCCGAGGUGGGUGAAUCACCUGAGGUCAGGAAUUCGAGACCAGCUUGGCCAACAUGGUGAAACCCCGUCUCAAAAAGAAAAAAAAAAAAAAAGAAGAAAGAGCCUUCCAUUGUUGGUCUUAAUUUAUAUUAACUUGAUAGAAAACGAGCUUUGUCUUUGUUCCCCCAGACAAACAAACAAAAAAAAUCCUGGGUCUCAUUGUUUAGUAUUCAGCUUGUGUAACAAAAUGUAUUCAUAGUUUCAGUGUGUGUUGGUUGAUAAAGUAUUCAGAAAUGUCAUUUUGGAUAAAGUAUCCAUUGUAAGUUAGAAACACAGUAAACUAGGGAGGAGACUGAGCAGGGGUGUAUAGUCCUCAUAAAGGGCUUAUAGUCCUCAUGAGGGAUUUUAUUUGGCCUAACCUGAUUUUUUAACUUUUUACAAGGAGAAUGUAUUCACGUUUAUUAACUAUGUAACUUCAAGUUCACCAUAUAAGCUCAGGUAAACUUUUUCCGUUCACCCUGCUGUGUAACUGAGCUUUGGAGAAUUUUUGCUCAGAACACCUACACUUGGAUUUUUAUAAGCUUGUUUUCCCAUUUUGUAAACAAAAUUACCAACACAUAUUUCACAGUGAGUGUGUGGCGCUCCCAUCCCUGUAAGAAGGGCCUUCAGAAAAAUCAUAUUGUCCUCUUGUGAUUCGUAGGACAAGUGGCAGUGCAGCCGUGUGCCAGCCAGCUUGGUCUCUUUGGGUCACCAACUAGUGCUGGGUGAACCUACAGCAGGUAAAUGAAUUUACACUGACUCCCUUUGUACACUAAUGGGAGAUGCUUAACACCGUUUUCAUAUAUGUUAAGGCUUAUGUGCAGAAACACUAGAUGGCAAAUGGGGACUACUCAGGUGUGGAGAAAGAUUGAUAGAGCGCCCAAAACAUAAUAAAAAAUAAGCAUGCCAGUUGAAUACAUGGGCACUAAAGGGGUAUAAAGGAGUAUUAGCUUUCUAUGGCUGCUGUUAGAAAUCAAACCUGGUGGCUUAAAACAAUACAUUUGUUCUCUUGCAGCUUGGAGGUCAGAAGUCUGAAAUCAUUUCCGCUUGGCUGAAACCAAGGUAUUGGCAUGGCCAUGCUCCCAUAGGAGGGUCUAGGAAGAAUCCUCUUCCAGCCUCCAGAGCUGUACUUUUGCAUUCUGUGGCCCACAGCCCCUUCUUCCAUAUUCAGAGCCAGCAGUGUUGCAGCUUCAAAUCUUUUACUGUCAUCUCAUAUUCUCUGCUGUCCGUAGUCAGAUCUGCUUCAGCCUUUGUCUUGCAAGGACACUUGUAGUAACCUUUGGGACCCAACCAGAUAAUUCAGGUAACCCCCAUCUCAUGAUGGCUUAAUUACAUCUGCAGAAAUUAUUUUGUGAUAUAAGGUACCAUAGGUUCCAGGGAUUAGGACAUGGAUAUAGUUGUUCAGCUGACCACAGAGGUGACUAUAAUGUACUUCUGCACUCAUAGACCUUACCAUGAAUUAAACAGACAUCCAUGAUUUAAAUAUGUGAAAUUUGUGGUCACACAAAGGACCAAGGGAACAUGGAAGAUUACUUUUGUUCGAAGGGAUUGGGGAUAACAUACAAAAUGAAGAAAAAUGUCUUGAAUAAGUAGAGAAGAGUAUAUCAAGAAGAACAGCAAAAGCAGAGGCAUCAAAAGGUAUGCUGAAAUUAGAUGUGGCAAGUCAUGCUGUGACGAUUCACCAAAAAGGUGCCAGGUUGGAGGCAGGGGGAUAUGGCAAGAAAUAUGGCAGAAAAGGACUGGCUGGGGCCAUAUUACGGAGAGCCUUGAAUGAUGAGCCAAGAGUUAGACUUUAACUUGCCAGAUAGUAUGGAGUCCUUAGAGCUUUCUGAGCUGUGUGAAGUAGAGAACAAUGGAAGAAAAAUGUGGAGGUGUGAAAGAUUUUAGCAAUAGAGGCCAGGCGGGUGGCUCAUGCCUAUAGUCCCUGCACUUUGGGAGGCUGAGGUGGACAGAUCACUUGAGCUCAGGUGUUCAAGACCAGCCUGGGCAACAUGGCAAAACCCUGUAUCCACAAAAAAUUUAAAAAAAUUAGUGAUGCGCACUUGUAGUUGAGGCUGAGGUAGAAGGAUCACCUGAACCUUGGGAGGUCAAGACUGCAGUGAGCUGUGAUUAUGCCACUGCACUCCAGCCUGGGUGACAGUGAGACUUUAAAAAAAAAAAAGAUGGGGGCUGUAACUCUCUCUUGAUCUUCUAUUUCAGUAUAUUACCCAAUCCCUGCUCCCCUCUAUUUUAAUCAUCUGCAGCCCUCUGUAAUAUUUCUGAACACUUUGUAUCUUCAGAGUGCUCUUACAUUAUCUAGAUUGAUCCUUGCAACUAUAUGAAUAGAUCUGGUAUUAAUCCUAUUUUAUAGAUAAAGAAAUACCCACCAGGGGGGUUAUAUAUUUGCCCAAAUUAAAUAGUUACAAAGGUGAGUAGUUAGAACUUGCAUUUAAACUUCUAUUCUCUAGCUUUUUCCACUACAUUAUGACACAAGACCCUGCAUAAAGGCUUCCAGAAAAUAUCAGACUGUUUCUCACUUGUCCCAUCCAAUCUUAUAUCAAAUAAAUUGUAUGCAGCCUUAAAAAGUUAUUUGGAAUUUUUAAAAACUCUGUUAGCCCAAAUUACCUGAAAUAAACUCCUGAAAACUGGAGUUUAUAAAAUAUUUAUAAUGUUCCCCUAAUGUUUAUAAAAAAUUGACUGAAAACACUCAUUUUAAAAAUGAAAUUCUUGAAUUUAUUUAAAUUACUGUCUUGCAAUGAGUUGGCCAGGAGGACCGCAUUUCCUUGUUAACAUAUAUGUAGACCCAUGAGAUAAAUGGGAAAAGUGUGAUUACAAUGGCAAUAGCCAAUUGAAUUCUUCCACCAGCUGGAUUCCUAUAAAGACACAAAAAUUAUUAUAAAUAAAAAUCCAAUAAAAAGUAUGGAUUGCUUUGGAAAGAAGUAUAAAGACUGACUUGAUAAAACACAUAGUUACAUUUUAGUAUGUUCUCAUCUCAGUUGUUUUAUAGAAAUAUAACAUUAAUUUGUAGAAAUUCUUUAUAUAUAUACUAAAUGUAAAUCCUUGUUUAUAUGUGUUACAAAUACCUUGUCCCACUUGAUGUCUUUUGAGGAACAGAAGUCAUUGAUUAAUUUGACAAUGGUAAAGUUGAUCUUUUCCUAAUGAUUUUUGAGUUCCAUUUAAGAAUUUCCCUCACCAAAGCCUGGAACGUAUUCUAUUUUCCAGUAUAAGCUUUAUUGUUUUGCUUUUUUAUAAUCUGUGAUCCCCUUGGAAUUGAUUUUUAUGAAAGUUGUGAAGGUAGGGUUCACUAUUUUUCCAAGUGGAUAUUAAAUUUAUCUAAGCCUAUUUAUUGAAAAGACUGACUUUCUUUGCUACCUUGAAGUACCAUCUUUGUCAGAAGUCAGAACUACGGAUGUAUAGAUCUGUUUCUAAAUUCUACUCUGUUCUAUCAUUUUAUUUAUUCAUCCAUUUGCCAUUAUAUGGUUAGCCUUCCAGUUAUUUCGGUUUUCUUCAGUUUCUCCCUUAAUGUGUUACAGUUUUCUGUGUAGAGAUUUUGCUGUCUCUGCUAGACUGGUUCCUAGGGAGUUGAGUUUUUGAAUGUUUUUAUUAAUGGUAAUUUUUUGUUUUAUCACUUGUUAUUUGCUGAUAGAAAUGCAGUUGAUUUUUGUAUCCUGAUCCAGUGACCAUACAAAACUCACUUAUUCUAGUAAUUAUUUAGAUUCUUUUUUAUUUUCUAUACAUGUCACCCACAAAUAAUGAAAAUUUUAUUUCUUCUUGUCUAAUCCUUGUGUACUUUAUAUCUUUUUCUUGCCUUAUUUUACUGGCUGGGACAAUAGCUAGGAUGGCAUUGAAUAGAAGUGGCAGUAUGGCCAACCUCAUCUUAUUCCUGAUCUGAGAGAGAAAGUUUUCAACUGUUUACCAUUAAGUCUCAGGCUUUAGUGCAGAUAUCCUCUAUCAGGGUUAAGUUCCCUUCUACACUCACUUUCUAAGAGUUUUUAACAUGAAUGGAUGUUGAAUUUUAUGAAAUGCUAUUUCUGUAUGGAUCUAGAAGAUAAGUUAUUUUCAUUCCAUUAAUGUGGUGGAAAACAUUGGUUGUUUUUUUUAAUGUUAAACUAACUUUGCAUUCCUAGAAUAAACCAGACUUGGUGGUUGGGUUAUACAUUGCAGGAUUUGAUGUGUUGCUUAGGAAUUUUCCAUCUGUAGUCAUGAGUGAGAUUACCAUGUAAUUUCUUUCUUUUUUGUCAUGUUCUUAUCAAGUUUUGAUUAUCUGUCCUCAUAAAAUUAGUUGGGAAGUAUUUCUUCUUUUUCUGUUCUCUGAAAGUAUUUAUUGAAAGUUGGUAUUCUUUUUUUCCUUAAAUGUUAUGUAGACUUCUCCAACUAUAAAAUUCAAAUUAUGAACUCAAUUUCUUUAAUAGUUAUGGGACCAUUCUGAGUAUUUCUUCUUGUGUAAAUGUUGGUAAACUGUAUUUUUUCAAGAUAUUUGUCUAAUUUAUAGUUUCAAAUUUAUUGGUGUAAAGUCUUCAUAAUAUCCACUUAUGAUUUUUACAAUACUUAUUAGAUACAUAGUAGUAUUCUUUUUUAUUCCUGACAUUUGUUAUUUGUACUUCCUCAUGAUCUUUUUUUCCUUUUUGUCUUGUCAGUCCUUAUCAAUGUUAUAAAUCAUUUCAAAUAAUCAAUAUUUGACCUUAAUUCUCUAUUUUUAUGUUGAUUUUUUUAUUUCACUGAUUUCUGUUUUUAUAUUUAUUUUCCUCUUGUUUCUUUGGGGUUUAACUUGCUGUUCUUUUCCUAAUUUCUUGAAAUAAAAAAUUCCUAACUCCUGGGAGCUUAAAAAAUAAAUGUACUUAAGGCUCUAUGUUUCCCUCUAAGCAUGAUUUUUAGCGGCAUCUCACACUUUUUGAUAUAUAAUAUUCACCUUAUUCAGUUCAAAAUAUUUUCCAAUUUCUAUUGUGAUUUCUUCUUUGACCCAAGUGUUAUUUGAAACUGUAUUUCCUAACUUCCAAAUAUAUAGGAAUUGCCUAAUUAUCUUUUUGGUAAUGAUUUCUAGCUUAAUUGCACUGUGGUCAAAGAACAUACUCUGUAGGAUUUCAGUCCUUUGAAAUUUGUUGGCACUUAUUUCAUGGCCAAACAUAUAGUCAUUUUGUAAAAUACUCGAUGUACUCUUGAAAUGUGUAUCCUGCCAUUAUUGGUUUCUUAAUAUGUGGUUAAAAUAUUUUAUAUCAUUAUUUUUAUUUUUUGUGUUUGUUAGUAACUGAGAGAAGUGUGUUAGUCUCCCAAAAUGACUGGCUUUUUCCAUUUUUCUUCUUAGUUUUGUCAAUUUGUGUUGUAUUUAUUUGGUGGCUGUGUUAUUAGGUCCAUACAAAUGUAGCAUUGUUAUAUCUUCUUGAUGAACUGAACCUUUUGUCAUUAAAAAGUGUCUUCUUGGGCCGGGUUUGGUGGCUAACACCUGUAAUCCCAGCACCUUGGGAGGCUGAGGCAGGCAGAUCACAAGGUCAAGAGAUCGAGACCAUGCUGGCCAACAUGGUCUCUACAAAAAAACACAAAAAUUAGCUGGGCAUGGAGGCACACUCCUGUAGUCCCAGCUACUCAGGAGGCUGAGUCAGGAGAAUUGCUUGAAUCUGGGAGGUGGAGGUGGCAGUGAGCUGAGAUUGCGCCACUGCACUCCAGCCUGCUGAGAGAGUGAGACUCUGCCUCAAAAAAAAAAAAAAAAAAAAGUGUUUUCCUUUGGCAUAUUAAAUCUACUUUCUAAUAUAAAAUUGGAUUUGUUCUUCAUACCAUUACACCAGAGUAAAUUCUAAACAGAUAAAAUAUUUAAAUGUACAAAUGAAACCAUACAGGUAUUAGAUGAAAACUUAGGUAAGUUACUUUACGACCUGAGAGAAGGUUUUCCUAACUAUGACUCCAAAUUCAGAAGCAAUUAAGGAAAAGAACUGGUAAGUACAAUUACAUAAAAUAAAAAGAUAAAAAAAUAAAAGACCUUUUCAUGGCAAAGCCUUUGCCUAAGCAAAGUGAAAGGAAAAUAAAAAACUGUAAAAAAAUCUUUUCGGCUUACAUCACAGACGGAGCUUCUAAAAACAGAAAAGACUAACAACCUUAGAAUCAGGUUAAACCUACAUUGCUCAGAGAUAGACCAAGAUUUUUUUAUAGAAAAAUAAAUACAAAUGGCUCCUAACCACUUGAAAAUGUGCUCACUUUUGCUCUUAAUAAGAGAAAUGUAAGUUAAAACUACCCCUUUUCUCAACUAUCCGAUGAAUAAAAAUUCAAGGUUUUGAUAAUAUACUCUGUUGGCAAGGCUAUGGGGAAACAGACACUGUUAGCCAUGGCUGGGGGGGAUGCAAAAUGGAGGAGCCAUAUGGAAGAAUUUGGGAGUAAAUAGAAAGUUUUUUCUUUGAGAUGGAGUCUUGCUUUGUUGCCAGGCUGGAGUGCAGUGGUGUGAUCUUGGCUCACUGUGACCUCCGCCUCCCAGUUCUGGCGAUUCCCCUGCCUAGCUUCCUGAGUAGCAGGGACUACAGGCACACGCCACCACACCCAGCUGUUUUUUUUUUUUUUUUUUGUAUUUUAGUAGAGACUGAGUUUCACCAUGUUGGCCAGGAUGGUCUCAAUCUCCUGACCUCGUGAUCCACCCACCUUGGCCUUAACUAUCUGAUGAGACAGAGUCAUGCUCUGUCUACUAUCUCCAUAGCAGAGGACUGGGUGAUUAAACUAUAGAGCUAUCAGCAGAAUAAGAAAAGUUUUUCUAUACUAUAGAAUGAUCUCCAGGAUAUAAGUGGAAAAGCAAGUGGAAUACAACUGUAUACAAUACACUGCCAGUUACCUAAGGUAAGCAGGAAUAGAACUAACUGCACACAUUCGCUCCACUGAAAAAUCAUGGAAGGAUAAAGUAUAAAACUGAAAGAAGUUUUCCCUGUAGGGAAAGGGAAGAUACAGGGUUAGGGGGCUGGAGAAGCUACAUUUCUUUUGUUUUUUUUUUUCUUUCUUUUUCCACCUGGUUUUACUGGAUAGAUUUCUUUUACUAUAUCUUAUUUUAUAGAUUUGACUUUCAAGCCAUGCAGAUAUUUUACAUAACUAUAAAAUAGUAUAUUUUUAAUACAGUUAUCCCUAGAAAUAAAUGAACCUAUGUAUUCAAUUGGUGGCAUUAGCAUACAGAACAAUUAUGCCCAGUAAUUUGAGUGUACAUCCCUUAGUAGGUUACACUCUAAUAAACAAAAACAAAAGAA